Messenger RNA from Aspergillus japonicus CBS 114.51, 455 nucleotides. RefSeq lists its product as uncharacterized. NCBI's taxonomy places the organism in Eukaryota, Fungi, Ascomycota, Eurotiomycetes, Eurotiales, Aspergillaceae. The record is from RefSeq and is a predicted model, not a curated record. The annotation marks the transcript as partial. The transcript has a single exon.
GAAUGAGAGGGGACUCACCAGGCCACAUCCUGAGCGAUGUUCGGCUGAUCCGCCCAGGGGCUUUAAUUUUAUUUCUAAUAUUUCCCUCCCUUUUUUGGUUCUUCUAUCUCUUCAUAGGGUUGGGUUGGGAUUUGGACACCUCGCCGGAAGCGGAAGCAAAGCCCCCCGUCGUUCGGUUUAGAAGAGUGGCUCCUGGAUUCUGCUCGAGGGAGCUUGAUGUCGUCGAUGCUCCGCUUUUCCCCUGUCAUUCUCGGCGCUUUGGCUCGGGUUGGGGCUGGGGUUGGGGUUGGUUUCAGCUGUUGAAACUCUCUUAGCCAUCCACCGUUCCAUUGCCCGCUCGAUCUCGUAAUCUCUAACAAGUCGUUGGUGGUCUGAGAUCAGCAAGUUCACGACGAUAAAUUUUUACUCAUCGCAUGCGAUAGAUAACCACGCCAAGAAACCCCAAGCGUGUUUAU